Camellia sinensis is the source of this 2023-nucleotide messenger RNA. Its product is annotated as putative E3 ubiquitin-protein ligase RHC2A. Gene Ontology annotation, cellular component: cytoplasm. The record is from RefSeq and is a predicted model, not a curated record. Gene Ontology annotation, molecular function: ubiquitin protein ligase activity. Lineage: Eukaryota; Viridiplantae; Streptophyta; Magnoliopsida; Ericales; Theaceae. Gene Ontology annotation, biological process: protein ubiquitination.
UCACCCACCUCACCUCCCCACAUAUAUCCUCUCCCCUCCAUUCUCUCUCAUCCCCAAUAUCUCUCUCUCCUCGCCGGAACAUUUUCUUCUAGGGUUUCUUUCUUCAAUCUAUAUAUUGCCUCAUAUUACAUUUUAAUUGAUCUGAUCGGUGUUGAUUUAGGUUAGACAUUCAAUAUCCGAAGAAGAUUGGUUGAAAUUCUGAAUUUUUGUGGGUAAUCUUUCAGAUUCUUGAGGAAAAGAUUUGAUUUUUUUGGGGCGAAUUCGUUUCGUUUUCAGGAUCUGCAAGAAGACAAAUUCUAGGGUUUGUAUUUGUAUGUGUAUUGAUGUCUUCGGCGGCAUCGUCUUCGUACUGGUGCUACAGAUGCAAUCGAUUCGUUAGGGUUUCUAACCCGGACUCGAUUUCUUGUCCCGAUUGCGACGGAGGCUUCGUCGAGGAAAUCGGUACUCCGCCGAGAUCUGCUCUCUCGGAUUCUCGGCGACGUCGUUUUCCGGCUGCGGCGAUGUAUAUGGUUGGAAAUGGCCGGAAUUCGGAUCAGGGUUCGAGUCCGGGUCUUCGUCGGAGCCGAAGGAACGGUGGAGAUCGCUCGCCUUUCAAUCCUGUGAUCGUGCUUCGUGGCCCUUCCGAUGGCGGCGUUUCUGAAGCCGCCGCCGCCGGCGGUGGGUUUGAGUUGUAUUAUGACGACGGAGCCGGGUCGGGGCUGAGGCCGUUACCGGCGAGUAUGUCGGAGUUUUUGUUAGGGUCUGGUUUCGAUCGGCUUUUGGAUCAAUUGUCCCAAAUUGAAGUCAAUGGAAUUGGGCGUGUUGAUCAUCCACCAGCUUCCAAGGCUGCGAUUGAAUCAAUGCCCACAAUUGAGAUCAUUGAAAGCCAUAUAACCACUGAAUCAUGCUGUGCUGUUUGCAAAGAACCCUUUGAAUUAGGAAUCGAAGCUCGUGAAAUGCCCUGUAAGCAUAUAUACCAUUCAGAUUGCAUACUUCCUUGGCUUUCUCUUCGCAAUUCUUGCCCUGUUUGUCGCCAUGAAUUGCCCUCUGAUAAUAAUAGAAACUCUGUCUCUGUUGAGUCAAAUAGAGGACAAAACGAUCAGACCCAGAUGGGAAACGAUGAUGAGACUGUUGGGUUAACUAUAUGGAGGCUGCCUGGUGGUGGGUUUGCUGUUGGGAGGUUUGCUGGAGGGAGAAGAGGCGGCGAGCGAGAGCUUCCGGUUGUUUAUACAGAGAUGGAUGGAGGUUUCAAUAACAAUGGAGCUCCGAGAAGGAUUUCGUGGGCAUCCAGAGGAAGUGUGUCGAGAGAAAGUGGUGGAUUGCGGCGGGUUUUCCAUAACUUGUUUGCUUGUUUUGGGGGUGUUGGUUCUUCAGCCUCUAGUUCUAGUUCAGAUUCUCGGCUAAGUCGCAGAAAUAGUUCCCGAUCUUCCAGUUAUCGUAGUGGUUCCCUUCGGAGGCCCUGGCAUCAGGCAAUGGGAUUUUAAAUGUUUGGAAAUUUUAAGGUGGAAGAAACCUUGUGAUUGCCUUUGUUUGAUGAUCCUACUAUUAUCGGUUUAUAACUGGAUAACUCUGUUUUUUCAAAAGGAAAUGUAUGUGGAAGUGGAAAUCACAGUUACCCAUUUGCUGUAAAUACCGAUAUAUGAAACGAAAAUUUGAACUUUGGGAUGAUAUAGACUUUCAAUGAACUGCGUUUCUGUUUUGGCAAUUGAACAAGGACUAUGAAGCAAAAGAAGAUGACUCCAAAGAAUGGAAUUCUGGCAUAAGAGUAGCCCUUUCAGGGAAUUGAGAAGAAGGUACAUGGCCUCAUGUACCGGUAUGCCUAUGAACUUAAGAGUAGCUGCAGUUUAUAUUGGUUUUCUUUUUCUUUUUAUUUUCCCGUUUUCUUUUAUGCCAUUUCCAAUUUGAACUUUGCUCUAAUUUCCUGUCUUUAUGUUCAGUCAUUUAUUUUUCAAAAAAAUUAUAAAGUGUUAUAUUCAACUUGUGAAAUUUGUUAUUUGACCUCUUGUGUCUCUAUAUGGCUUAUUGGACAUAUCUGGUUUGAUUC